Messenger RNA from Salvelinus sp. IW2-2015, 2632 nucleotides. Its product is annotated as ATP-sensitive inward rectifier potassium channel 1-like. Gene Ontology annotation, cellular component: plasma membrane. Gene Ontology annotation, molecular function: ATP-activated inward rectifier potassium channel activity. The record is from RefSeq and is a predicted model, not a curated record. NCBI's taxonomy places the organism in Eukaryota, Metazoa, Chordata, Actinopteri, Salmoniformes, Salmonidae. Gene Ontology annotation, biological process: potassium ion import across plasma membrane; regulation of monoatomic ion transmembrane transport.
UUCAAAGGGCACACCCUCAGAGACUGGCUGAGAGAGAGAGACGGAGACAGAGGGGAUCCCGUGUGCAACACAACUUUGUAUUUCCACAGUUUCCACACUGACAGGAUCUCAUCUUCUGUAGUUGGACCAUUAUCAUCCAACGACAGGACCUAGAAAAUGGUGUUUGACAUCCGGAAGCGCAUCCAGGACCACCUGGUGGAGCGAAGAAUCCGCAGAAGCCGGCUGGUGACCAAAGAUGGCCACUGCAACAUUGAAUUCGGCAACGUGAAGUACGGCAACCAAUUUGCCUUCCUCGUGGACUUCUGGACGACCUUUGUGGAGUUCCGCUGGCGCUUUGUCCUCUUCUUCUUCAUCGCCUCAUUCACCCUGAGCUGGUUCAUCUUCAGCCUGCUGUGGUUCUGGAUCGCCCGGAACAACGGGGACCUGACGUGGCAGAACCCCCCAAGCAACCACACCCCCUGUAUGUGGAACGUCUACGGUCUCACUACGGCCUUCCUCUUCUCCCUGGAGACCCAGACCACCAUCGGGUAUGGUGUACGCGCUGUCACGCCCCAAUGUCCUGGUGCUGUAGCCCUCAUCAUUAUCCAGACUCUCAUAGGGGCCCUCAUACACUGCUUCAUGUGUGGAAUCAUCGUGUCCAAGAUAUCCCUCCCUAAGAAAAGGGCCAAGACCAUCUCAUUCAGUGAGGUGGCUGUCAUCUGUCCUAAGAAGGACUUCCUUUGCCUUAUGAUAAGAGUGGCCAACUUACGCAAGACCAUGAUGAUCGGGAGCCAGAUCUACGGCAAGCUGUUGAGGACAACAGUCAAACCCGACGGGGAGACAAUCAUCAUGGACCAGGUGAACAUUGAGUUCAUGAUGGACGCUGGGAAGGACAACCUCUUCUUUGUGUGCCCUCUCACACUCUACCAUGUGAUUGACAAGGCUAGCCCUUUCUUUGAGAUGGCAGUGGACACUCUCCGUAAGCAGGAGUUUGAGCUGGUGGUGUUUCUGGAGGGCACAGCCGAGACCACCAGCUCAGCCUGCCAGGUCAGGACUUCCUUCAUUCCUCAGGAGAUCAUGUGGGGUUACAACUUCCUACCCAUCAUCUCCCGCAGCAAAGAGGGCAAGUACAGAGUGGAUUUCUCCAACUUCUCCAAGGUAGUGUCCGUUGCCACUGCACACUGUGCCUACUGCUUCCAUAACAUAAUGGGACACCACCUCCCCUCCAUCAAUGCCAUUGACAAUGUUGGAUUUGAAGUUAUUGAUAUCCUAGAAUAAUUUAAUAUUACCAAGAUGUGAACUUUUGGAUGGCAAUAUGUGAAGAUUUUUUUUAUCUUGUAAUAUUUAUAUAUACAGUAGGGUUUGAAAUGAUUGACACCCUUUAUAAAGAUGACCAAUAAUGACUAUAAAAUAAUUAAUUCAAAUACUGAGCUAUAAUUUUUGCAAUUAUAUUAUUUUAUACUAAGAAAAUUGCUCAGAGAUAGAGAUUUUGUUUAACAAGUAAUAUAUUGGGGUCAAAAGUAUUGACAUCCCUAAGAUUCUUAUAUAUAAAGUAGUCAAAAGUUUAGUAUUUGUUUCCAUAUUCCUAGCAAGCAAUUACUACAUCAAGCUUGUCACCCUACAAACUUGUUGGAUGUAUUUGCAGUUUGUCUUGGUUGUGUCUCAGAUUAUUUUGAGCCCAACAGAAAUGAAUGCUAAAUAAUGUACUGUGUCAUUCUGGAGUGAGUUUUAUUGUAAAUAAGAAUAUAAUAUGUAUACCCAGGGUCAAAGAUCAUACCCCUAGACAUGCUAACCUCUCACCAUUACCAUCUUGACCCUCUGACCCUCUACUUCGUUCAAGAGACUUAAAAAGCUGCAAUAUUAUAUGCCUUGCAGAGACGUGGCUGUAUGACUAUGUACGUAGGACUCUGCUGUUUCUCCUUUCAGCGGCAUAGACGGAUGAAGGCAGCCUCUGGCAAGUCCAAAGGGGGAGGGGUGUCUCUCUUCAAAAACAACAACUGGUCCUCUGCUUCCAGUGUGAAGGAAAGGAAAAGAAACUGAUGGGUGCACACCUCCCACUGUAUCUGGAACCUGGACUUCCUGGCGGGACGGCCCCAGGUGGUGAGGGUAGGCAACAACACCUUGGCUACGCUGGCCAUCAACGCAGGGGCCCCUCAGGGGUGUGUGCUUAGUUCCCUCCUGUACUCCCUGUUCACCCACAACUGUGUGGCCAUACACGACACCAACACCAUCAUUAAGUUUGUUGGAGACACAAAUGUGGUAGGCCUUAUCAUCGAUGGCGAUGAGACAAGAUUUACAGGGAUGAGGUCAGAGACUGGGCAGUGUGGGGCCAUGACAACAACCUCUCCCUAAACAUCAGUAAGACCAAGGAGCUGAUCGUGAACUACGGGAGAAAUAGGGGAGAGCAUGCCCUUCAUCCACAUCGAUGGGGCUGUUGUGGAGCGGUUUGAGAGCUUCAAGUUACUUGGCGUCCACAUCACUAAAAACUUAACAUGGUCCACACACCCCCGUGCAGUCGUGAAGAGGGCACAAACAAUUGGCGAAGACUCCAUCCACUCCAUCCAUACAGCCUCAAUUCAGUUGUGUCAAGUUGUGAUACACACAGGAAACUGUUGAGCGUGAAAAACCCAGCAGCGUUGCAGUACUCCAUACA